GUCCGCUUGGCUUCGGCGUCGGCGUCGCUCCCGCGCUGGGGCACUAGGCCGGCCUCUGUCCGCGGGCCGCGGUUAAGUGUCGGUGGCGGAGGGCGCGUGAAGGGCCGCCAGCCGCGCGGCGUCGGCCGUGGCGUCGGGGUCGUUGUGUCGUGACAACGACUCCGGUAGCCGUCUCCGCGACAGCAGGUGCGGCCGCUUUAGCCCCAGGCGGGCUCAGCGGCUGCCUGGCGAGUCUGUGGCUCGCACCCAGCCCUUUCCUUCCUGGAGCCAGCGCCAAGCAGCGACGCUGAGCCGACCGCCGGAGCGGCGGGCAAUGGCGGCCUCGACGGCCUCGCAUCGGCCCAUCAAGGGGAUACUGAAGAACAAGAGUUCUACGACUUCCUCUGUGGUGGCCUCGGACGAGCAGCCCGGCAGGAGUGUCGACGAAGAGCUGAGUAAAAAAUCCCAGAAGUGGGAUGAAAUGAACAUCCUGGCGACAUAUCAUCCAGCAGACAAAGACUAUGGUUUAAUGAAAAUAGAUGAACCUAGCACUCCUUACCAUAGUAUGGUAGGUGAUGAUGAAGAUGCAUUGAGUGAUUCAGAAACCACUGAAGCCCUGACCCCAGAUAUCUUAGCUAAGAAAUUAGCUGCUGCUGAAGGCUCAGAGCCAAAGUAUCGGGUUCAUGAACAAGAAAGCAGUGAAGAUGAGGACAGUGACCUCUCACCUGAAGAACAAGGUAAAAAAAAGCGACAGUUUGAAAUGAAAAGGAAGCUUCACUACAAUGAAGGACUGAAUAUUAAAUUAGCUAGACAAUUAAUUUCAAAAGACCUACAUGAUGAUGAGGAAGAUGAAGAAAUGUUAGAGACUGGAGCCGAAGAAAGCAUGAACAUGGAAGAGUCAAAUCAAGGAUCUACUACAAGUGACCAACUGCAAAACAAAUCACAGAGUUCAUAGAAAAGAUUUGUUCAACACUGUAAUUGUCAGAUACAGACCCUGUUACUAUAAUACACUGCUUCUUGUUCUCAACAAUUCAUGACUUAAGUACCAGAAUGCAUACCAGUUAUUAUAUAUUGCCAAGAAUUAAAUGACUUUUGAGACUAAUUAGACUGAAAAUGCCUAAUUGAUACAUAUAUUCUUGUGCCUAGUACUUCACCACAAAUAUAGCAUAAUGUCAUCAGUCCAAAACUGCAUUACUUUUGUAAGAACACUGGUUAAUUUGUAUAUUAUAUAGCUUUUUAUGCUUUAGAGGUUAAAAUAAUAUCUUUUGGGGGGUCUAAUUUAUUUUCUUCACUUCUAGGUGUGAUAGCUCUUAUAAAAAGUGGUUUUUUUUUUUUUUAAAUCAAAAUCCAGUUGGAACAAGAGAUUAUAUAAGCUGGUAAAUAUUCAGUCAGUCUGAAAAGUAUUUUAACAUGUGUCUUCAACUUGAUUUGUCUGUUCAAUUGAAAAGGAUUAUAAGAGUAACUUGCAUUUUCUGGCCUACUAUCUUUAAAAUUCCCCUUGAGUUUCUCUAUGUUUACAAGGACAGGAUUGAAUUUUUCCUCAUCAGAACUAGCUUUUUUCACAAAUAAAUAAUCAGGUUAAACUUGCA
Molecule: messenger RNA, 1568 nt
Organism: Neomonachus schauinslandi (Hawaiian monk seal)
Lineage: Eukaryota; Metazoa; Chordata; Mammalia; Carnivora; Phocidae
Gene: PPP1R2
Product: protein phosphatase 1 regulatory inhibitor subunit 2
Exons: 6
Coding region: 314-934 (206 amino acids)
Biological process (GO): regulation of signal transduction
Molecular function (GO): protein phosphatase inhibitor activity
Source: RefSeq, a predicted model, not a curated record